GGCCGGUCCAGUCCAACCCGAGUCUCCCUCACCUGCUCGCAAAAGGCAAACUGCAGCAAGAAAAAAAACGAACCCCAAAGACUCGCGUUUUUUCAGCCGAGGCACCGGCGCCGCAGCCGCAAGGAGCCGUGCCGCGCCCGCGCGAUGCCGAACGCGAUUCCGGCCUUCUUCCGCGCCGCGCCGGGCGGGGCGUCAGCUUCUGGGGCGGGGCCUAGCCUCGCCACAUCCGUCUAUGAGACCCGCCUCGGCCUGGCGGCGCUGUCCUGGUCGCGCGCCGCGUUCGGGCUCAGCCUCCGGGCCGUGCUCCGGGUCGGGGCGCUCGCGUCUUCGGCCUCGGUCUCCGACUACGGGUGCUACGACGACGGCGGCGGCUUGGAGUUCGAUGAGGAGGAGGAGGACACCAUCGCGGUGCGCGUCCGGCCAUGGCUGUUCUGGCGGCGGCGGGGGUCGAAGCGGCUCCACGUGCACGGCCGCCGGGUGGACAUGUCGUGGGACCUCACGCACGCGCGGUUCGCCUGCCCCGGCUCGCCCGAGCCGUCCUCCGGCUACUUCGUCGCCGUCGUGGUCGACGGCGAGAUGGCGGUCGUGGCGGGGGACAUGGCGGAGGAGGCCUACAGGAAGACGAAGGCCCAGCGGCCGCAGGGCCCCGGCCAUGUCCUCGUCUCCCGGCGCGAGCACGUGUCCAUGCGCGAGGGCGGCCAUGGUGGCCGCGGGCACAAGACCUGCGUCAUCGUCCGGGGCAAGCAGCGGGAGAUCUCUUUGGAUCUCGUGGCGCGCGGGCACGGCAAGGACAGGGAAAUGGACAAGGAGAAGGAGAAGGACAAGGCCGAGGUCGGCAUGUCGGUCUCCGUGGACGGCGAGCGCGUCCUGCACAUCCGCCGUCUGCGCUGGAAGUUCCGCGGCAGCGAGAAGGUUGACCUCGGCGGCGGCGACCGGGUCCAGGUCUCCUGGGACCUCCACCACUGGCUCUUCUCCGCGCGCGAGCUGGCCCCCGUCGACGCCGCCUCCGUCCUCGCCGCAGCGCCCCCGCCCGCGCACGCCGUGUUCGUCUUCCGCUUUGAGCUCGGCGACACAGCCGGCGAAGAGCGCGACUCCGCUGAGGCCAAGGAGAAGGAGCUACUCGAUAAGGCCAGAAGAGGCGGCGCUUUGUCAGGCUAUCUUGGGAGAUUGGGCAGAGGGGACUGGAGCGAGAGCAGCAGCAAUGGGGAGAAUCGGAGGAAGAGGGGACAUGCUCGCAGGCUGGCCAAGGCAAGCUCAUCAUCGUCGGCAUCAAUUGCAUCCUCCUCGGCUUCCUGGGCGAGCAGCUCGACGGUCAUGGACUGGGCCAGCCCCGAGGAGGCCGAGAUGCACCGCGGCGACGGCUUCUCGCUUCUUGUCUACGCCUGGAAGAGCUAGUAAUGGCUGCCGCGACGGAGGCAGCUGGCGGCAUUGUUACCUUUCAUGGUUGGUUCUUCAUUCAUUGGGAUUUUCUCUUCCGAUUGUUGUAAGUUGCAAUUGUUUCCCCGAAGGAAUGUUCUUGUGCAGUUUUUGAGUGCUCAGCUGACCAAAGAGAUGUUCAUUAUAUCAUUAACUAAGAAUAUCGAACAACUAGAGAAAUCAUAUUUAUGACUUAUGCUUGUAAAAUUUAGGUGGCAAAUUGAUAAAUUCUUCCAAAUUUCCAAUCAUUUAUCCGGUUGGUUGAUUGGGUAUCA
Molecule: messenger RNA, 1691 nt
Organism: Brachypodium distachyon (stiff brome)
Lineage: Eukaryota; Viridiplantae; Streptophyta; Magnoliopsida; Poales; Poaceae
Exons: 1
Coding region: 145-1395 (416 amino acids)
Source: RefSeq, a predicted model, not a curated record